This is a messenger RNA of Drechmeria coniospora, 2343 nucleotides long. Its product is annotated as Serine/threonine-protein kinase domain protein. Gene Ontology annotation, biological process: intracellular signal transduction; peptidyl-serine phosphorylation. Bases 1 to 2343 code for a protein of 780 amino acids. The record is from RefSeq and is a predicted model, not a curated record. Lineage: Eukaryota; Fungi; Ascomycota; Sordariomycetes; Hypocreales; Ophiocordycipitaceae. The transcript is spliced from 2 exons. Gene Ontology annotation, molecular function: protein serine/threonine kinase activity; ATP binding.
AUGAAUGGGGACUUGAGCCUGUCUCAGGCCCUCGGCGGCCUGCGGAUUGCGAACCCUGACGAUGCCCCCGAAGCCCCCGCCUCAUCAUUGCCGCCAUGCCCAGAUCCUGCAUCAAAUGUUUCUGUUGCACCUGAUCAUGCCGCCGCUGAUGGCAACUUGAAGCUUCUCGGCGCCGCAAACGUCGCCGCUACCGUCAACCCAAGUACCUCCCACCGUCCUAUCCACCACGACAGUCGCGAUGCUGGCCGGCCCAGAUCUUUCGUUCAUGAAAAAGGUGUGUCCGACUUAUCUUCGCAUCCUCUAGGAGAAGGCAAUCGGCGCAACAGCUAUCGAUUGCUCCAAGCCACUGGUGAUGGACGCGAGUCGGAGGGGUUCCGCUCCAUCUCACCGCUUAGGAAUUCCUAUGUUGGAUCUGCGUCCUCGCCUGCCACGACGAGCGGCCUCGAUAUCGCGCCAUUCGCUGGAAAUUCGUCGGUACCAGCCACCAGUGAAGAGUGGAAAGAUCGCGGGGCCGCCGUCGGCAUACGUCGCGAAGUCGACGCCAAUGGCCGUCCAUUUGUUCGGCAGGUUAAAAAGGGCGUCAGGGACUUUUCCUUUAGCCGUGUUCUUGGCGAGGGUUCCUACAGUACCGUUUACCUCGCCACGGAUCGCCAGACGCUCAAGGAGUAUGCAAUAAAGGUCCUCGAGAAAAGGCACAUAAUUAAGGAGAAGAAGAUCAAGUACGUCAACAUCGAAAAGAAUACGCUCAAUCGCCUCACGGAUCACCCGGGCAUCGUCCGCCUGUACUACACGUUCCAGGACGAAGCAUGCCUCUACUACGUCCUCGAUCUCUGCAAUGGCGGGGAACUGCUGGGUGUGUUGAAGAAAACCGGCACCUUCGACGUCGAGUGUGUGAGAUUCUACGGUGCCCAGAUCCUCGAUUCAAUACAUUACAUGCACUCGCGUGGAGUUAUUCACCGGGAUCUCAAGCCGGAGAAUCUACUUUUAGACAGUCAGAUGCACAUCAAGAUUACAGACUUUGGAACGGCGAGACUGCUCCAAGACCCGCGAGAGCCGCAGGGACGAGACACAGGCGGCACGGAUCGAGGUGUGGCUGACUCGGGGGGGCGGGAUGACCAGAACGACGGACGGGCGGCUUCCUUUGUCGGCACGGCCGAGUACGUGAGCCCCGAACUGCUUACGCACAAAGUCGCAUGCAAGGCCAGUGACCUGUGGGCCUUUGGCUGCAUUAUAUUUCAGCUCCUGAGCGGCAGACCACCCUUCAAGGCCGGCAGCGAAUAUCUGACCUUUCAGAAGAUCGUCAACCUCGAAUACGAAUUCCCCCCAGGUUUCCCACCAUUGGCUCGUGACCUCGUGGAGCGGUGCCUUGUGCUCGACCCGGCCACGAGGCUGACAAUCGAGCACCUAAAAAACCACGAGUUCUUCCGCGGCCAGUCGUUUGGCAAAUCCCUAUGGCUCACCAAGGCGCCGCGACUGCGGCCCUACGUUCCUUCGGCACAAGCGCCCAACAUCAUUCAGCUGAACGGCGUUUCGUUGGACAAUGCGGCGGCGGCAACGAGCGGCGCGCCGACAUCUGGUCCAUCACCCCAUGUGCAGGCCACUGCGGCCAGUGGCACCAACCGGCCUUCUCGCCUCGUAACCGACCUACCCCCUCCGACCCAGCUGGACAUCGAGUGGUCUCCCGUACUGACUAAGAGCAACGAGAGGAUUCUCAAACUCGGAGACUUGACGGUGAUACAAUCACCCUUGGCCAAUGGCCUUCAUGGAAAAGGUGCGGAUGAGGGCCACAAGAAGCUGUCUCGCUUCUUCGGAGGCAGCACGACCAAAAAGCGACAACGGCUGGUGUUGGUGACGUCCAGCGGGCGUAUUGUGCUAGCUCCCGUUGGUGGGGAAGAGAAGAGGGCGAAGCAUGAGCUGUCACUCAUCGCUCCGGACUGCACUUGGAGGAGCCAACAAGACGCCAAGGGGCAGCAGGUGUGGUGUGUCGAUUCGGGUGGUCACCACUACGUAUUCGAGGAAACCAAGGCAUCCCUCAGUUCGGACGGUGGCUACAAUUCGGCCAAGGAGUGGAUUGAGUCCCUGGAUAAAGCAAGAGACCUGGCCAUGUCCCAGAACCCAGACCCUCAAGGCGAUGACGGUUCAUUUGCCGAUCUACCUUCAGCCAUGUCGAGCCCGGCCAGUACCCUGGGCAGCCGAGCAAAUUAUGCGGAUGCCUUCGGAGUUGGUGAUAGAACGCAUCGCGGCCACCUGAGCAAGAGCCAGGGUGGGCUGGACGAAUCCAGCCAUAAAAAGAACCGCUUCAGCAAAAGGCAAUCCCGGAAUGGGCUGGGGUCUGCCUUUUAG